Messenger RNA from Sparassis crispa, 951 nucleotides. RefSeq lists its product as hypothetical. NCBI's taxonomy places the organism in Eukaryota, Fungi, Basidiomycota, Agaricomycetes, Polyporales, Sparassidaceae. The record is from RefSeq and is a predicted model, not a curated record. Bases 1 to 951 code for a protein of 316 amino acids. The transcript is spliced from 2 exons.
AUGUUCCAAGUCGCGUCGCGCCCGGCUCCAUUCGCGCCGGAGAUGCUUUCUCUUCCUGCCCAUCACCAGCACGUACCCCCGAGUCUGCAGCUCCCGCGCACCCUCGCUCGCCCCAGCUUCAAUGAAGUCUCGCGUCAGACCAUUGCCUCGCUCGAGCCCGAGCUCGCAAACGUGCCCUUCGAGUACAUCAGGAACCACUUGGCUGGCCAAGCUAAUGAGAUGCUCGCAGCCCUCAAGCUGCUCUCCAUCCCGUCCUCGCUCCCGCGUUCGCGUCUCCCGCCUAUCAUCGACGUGCCCGUGCGCCCGACCUCCCACUCACCGUCCUCCUCCGCGUUCCCGACGCACAUCCUCGCGAUCUCCUCUUCCAAGUCCGCGUCCUCGCCAAACACGCCCACCGCUGCGUCCUUCGCGCAGUACACCUCCACCCCCGCGACGGCCCCUCUCUACCCAACGCACGCGCUCGUGCUCGCCACGCACUGCACACUCCUCCCCGCGCUCCCGCCCUCGCACCCUUCCAAUCGCACCGCGACGAUGAGCCUUCCCCUCGUCCCGCUCACCGUCCCGAGCGCGGAGACCUUCCCAGUCCUCCACGCCUACCUCCACACCAAGCGCACAGACACUCUUCUCGGCGCGCUCCUCCCCUCCCUCGCCUCUGUGCUCCCGCCCGCGCCCGCGGCCUCGGGCUCCAAGGGCCGGGCUCCCUACGUCUCGCAGUUCUCCUCGGACAGCCUCCUCUGCCUCGCGCAGGCGCUCGCAUCAUCCGCGUCCGCACACGCCGGCCCGCAGGGCGCGCUCGCGGGGCUCAUGAACCACGCGAAGCGGGUGAACGCGCUCUGGCGCAACGUGUGUGCGCUCGGCGUGUUCGAUGCCGAGCUCUGGGCCGUCAUGGACAUCGCGUGGGAGGUCGUCCUCGCCGCGCUCACCCGCGUCGCCGAGCGCGAGCGCGUGUAG